Molecule: messenger RNA, 1790 nt
Organism: Equus caballus (horse)
Lineage: Eukaryota; Metazoa; Chordata; Mammalia; Perissodactyla; Equidae
Source: RefSeq, a predicted model, not a curated record
AGCAAUGACCUGCGUGUGAUGAGGGAAGAGACCAGACAACCUAGGGAACUCAGUCUCAUCUAUUUUGGUGUCUGCUAACAUUUGUGCUUACCCUAGGACUCUGGAGAAAAUAGAAGGUCAUAGGCAAGCAGAUAUGCUCUUUGGAAUUUUCCAAUUUGCUCUAUGGGACUGAGAUCACGGCAGUUUGGUUAGAUGGUCAGACUGCCCAUUUGGAGGUCUUAUCUCCCUGCUAUAACUAGAGAUUUGAGACCUGGGUAGUAUAGAGGAUUUUGCCUCCAUAUUGAAGCUGUUUUCUUGACUCCUGUCUCCAGGGCAGAGAUCAUGCAGUACAGAUAGCAGUUUCUUCUGGACCUUGCCUCUCUGCUGCCAUCUGAUGACAAAAGGAAUCACAACAUCAGAGCUAGAAGUCACCAACAGGGAUCUGGUGAAAGGUCUUCCUGCUUGGAGGAGACACAUUCACUGAAAUCAGAGGUGGAAGAUGGCUUUUAUGAUAAAAAUAAGGAGGAAGAAGUGAAUAACCCAUUCCAGGAAGCCAGCUCCCCAGAAGUCAAGGAAAGACUCAAUACUUUGUCUCACAUAGUUCUUAUCUUAUCACAAUGUCCUGAUUUCACAAGGAACAAGAGCUCAGAACUAAAUGUUGGGGAAUCAGUCUAGUGCUACUGAAUUUUAUCUCCUUGGCUUCCCUGGCUCCGAAGAACUACGUCACAUUUUGUUUGCUAUAUUCUUUUUCCUCUACUCAGUGACAUUAAUGGGAAAUACAGUCAUCAUUGUGAUUGUCUGUGUUGAUAAACGUCUGAAGUCCCCCAUGUAUUUCUUCCUUGGCCACCUCUGCCUUGAGAUCCUGGUGACAUCCAUUAUCGUCCCCGUGAUGCUCUGGGGGUUGCUGCUCCCUGGGAUGCAGACAAUAUCUCUGACUGCAUGUGUCACCCAGCUCUUCCUGUAUCUUUCUGUGGGGACCACGGAGUUUGUAUUACUGGGAGCGAUGGCUGUGGACCGUUAUGUGGCAGUCUGCAACCCUCUGAGGUACAACAUCAUUGUGAACAGCCGCACCUGCAACUUUGUGGUAAUUGUGUCGUGGGUCUUUGGGUUCCUUUUUCAAAUUUGGCCAGUUUAUGCCACAUUUCAUCUUUCCUUCUGCAAAUCAAAUGUGGUGAACAGUUUUUCCUGUGACCGAGGGCAAUUGCUCAAACUAUCCUGCAAUAACACUCUUUUCAUGGAGUUUAUCCUCUUCUUAAUGGCUGUUUUUGUUCUUUUUGGUUCUUUGAUCCCUACAAUUGUCUCCUACACCUACGUCAUCUCCACCAUCCUCAAGAUCCCCUCAGCCUCUGGCCGGAGGAAAGCCUUCUCUACAUGUGCCUCCCACUUCACUUGUGUUGUGAUCGGCUACGGCAGCUGCCUGUUCCUUUGUAUGAAACCCAAGCAAAUGCAGGCAGCUGAGUACAACAGGGCUGUUUCCUUGUUGCUUUCAGUAGUUACUCCUUUCCUCAACCCUUUCAUCUUCACCCUCCGAAAUGACAAAGUUAUAGAGGCCCUUCGGGAUGGAGGGAAAAGAUGCUGUCAACUAUUCAGGAGCUAGUUUUUCCCUAAGGCAUAUUACAUGGGAAAAUACUUACGGAUUCUAGAAUGACCUGAAAAGAAUUUACUCAUCUUCGAGCUACAUCAUAAGCAUCAUCAAAUAAUCUGUAUGCAAGAAAAUGUCUUAAGUUAUGGCCCUGGUUAUUAACAUGGUUGGUUGUUACUCAAAAAUUGAUUUUGUUAUUUUAAAGAUAUAUAUACAUAUAUAUACACAC